UCACUAAAUCAUAAAUGCACUUGUUUUGGCUGAAAUGGGAGAAGCAGACAUUGGCCAACAGCUUUCUCGUCACUCAACUGCAUGAUUACUGCAUUGCUCAUUUAGAUAGUAUAAAAAUCUCCUGCAUCACAGCAUGCUUCAGCAAGAGAGUAGUAUAUUGACUGAAAGCAUACAGCCACAAUUUUUGUCCAGACUUCAAGCAGUUGGAGUUCAUUUCUUUCUUCACUGAACAGUAUGCCAUUGGUAGCAUUCACCAAAUGUUACCUAGUGCUGCUAUUUCUACUUCCGCUCGACAUGUGCCAAGAAGAUGAAAUGGAGGUGAGCAGAAGAUAUGGUAGAGCUGUGGCCAGAGUAGUUCAAAGCCACCAGCAGACUUUCAAACCUUCAAACAGGGAGACAAAGAGACAGCCAAGUAACUCUUUAAAUGGGACUGAUUCCAACAGCACUUCCACAAAGGCAGUAGGCCUGUGGCCUGAGGUAGAUGAUUUAGAGCACACCUCCUUAAAUGGUAGAGUCCAGGAACCUGUUGAAAGGCCACAUUACACAGACUGCAGUCAGUGCUGUCGAGGAGAUGGACUACGGGGAUACCCAGGACCCUCAGGAGCACCUGGCAUUCCAGGAAAUCAUGGAAACAAUGGUAAUAAUGGCUUACCUGGUCGUGAAGGAACUAAAGGAGAAAAAGGUGACAAGGGUGACCUUGGGCCACGUGGUGAACGGGGUCUUCAGGGACUUAAAGGUCAGAAAGGACAGCAUGGACUUCCAUCAGAGCUCCAGGUUGCAUUCAUGGCUUCCCUGGCAACUCAUUUCACAAAUCAGAACAGUGGAAUAAUCUUUAGCAGCGUGGAAACCAACUCUGGAAGCUUCUUUGAUGUUAUGACUGGUAGAUUUGGUGCUCCAGUGGCAGGGGUUUACUUCUUCACAUUUAGUAUGCUGAAGCAUGAAGAUGUAGAAGAAGUCUUUGUUUACCUGAUGCACAAUGGAAACACCAUCAUAAGUAUGCACAGUGCUGGUGUCAGAGGAAAACAGGAUUCUGGUGGAAACAGUGCUGUGCUGAAGCUUGUAAAAGGUGAUGAAGUAUGGCUCAGAAUGGGAACAGGUGCCCUGCAUGGAGACCACUAUCGCUACUGCACCUUCUCUGGCUUUCUUCUGUUUGAAGUCAGCUCAUGAAUACAUUUCCAGACAUGCAAUUCCUGUUUGUUCAACUGUGGUAUUACUUCAUGAAUAUGUCAUUCACAAGUGUUCUUGGCUAAUGCCCUACACAUAAAGGAUAAGAUAUUAAGCAAUGCAGAUAAUAAUAAGACUUUCAUAGAAAACAUCUCAAGCAAAAUUUGGUCCACAUUUAAAGGCAUUGAAAAUGAUAGAAGUCUUGCAACUGGUAAUGUACUCAAAAUUUGCUGUUCUUAAGUUUCAAAUAGGCAUAUAAGACUGAGAAGUACUGGGGUAAAGCAAUUUAGUGCAUUUAUUUUAACUUGCAAAUCAAAGCUACUACGCCUAUUAUCCAGAAUUUGUUUUGUUUAGUGACAUAGUAUUUUUGACAGCAGUUCAUGAUUUUCUCUUCUGUUGUGACAUUAAUCCAUUAGGUAUAUCAUUUAUUUUCUAGAGAUGAAAAUAAUUCUGCUUACAAUGCAUGGAAAGAGUUUUAGGAAUUUAUAAACUGGUAAAUCUUACCUAAGCAGCUCAGAAUUCAUGGGUAAAUCGAUUUAUAAAAUCACUCAUUUAUACAUUCUACCCCAUACCAUCACACACAAACUCAAUAAGAGUCCCUAGAAUUGUCCACUUUAUAUAAAUCUACCUCUUUUGCCUUGCUAAUGCACUGUAUCUGUAUGAUACAUCAGUUUUCAGGAAUCAAUAACAAAAUGGGCAGAACUAUCAAAGACAAUUUCAAUUAAAUACUCAACUCUUUAACUAAUGCCUGCUAGAUAUACCUUCCCCAUAUGAUCCCCAUAAUGUCAUUAAAAACUCAGAACAUAUUUAGUUCCCAUUGGCCACUUUAUCUAAUGCCAUCUAAUCAAUCAAUCAAUCAAUCAAUCAAUCAAUCAAUCAACCUGUCAAUCAAUCAAUAAACUCAGUCACAGGUACGUGAAUUCCAAGGUAGAUGGGUUUUAUAGUCAUUGUAAGAAAACUACUGGACAUCCAUUCCUAUUUCUUUACUGUGAUUAGCACUUAGCAAAAAAUAUUUUGCUCUGAGAGAUUAUUUAUCAGAUAGUAUGACUAACAGAAGGAAUAAAAAACAGUCAUUAAAAGAAAUCUAAUGCUGCCUCAGUUGCUGUUGACAGUAACUUACCCUCUUGCAUUCCCAUAAAAAUAAGGCCAAAUGUUAUGGCUUAUCUACUUUUUCUCUAGCGGAUGCAUUGUUACAUUAAGACCCACAACAUAAAUGAGCAUGCAGAAAUGCAUUGCUGAGAAGCUUUGUUUAAAAAGAAUGCUAUAGAUUGAUAUGGUGUAUUAUAGAAGAAAACUAAGAACUUUGCAAAAAAUACAUUACAACUACACUAAGGAUACAAAACAGAGGAGACUAGUUUUUGAAACAACUCAAAAAUGAAGGGCUACUUAACUUGGAAAAUAAAUAUGUAAUACUUACCCAUUUUAAUGUUUACUAAAAUGUCACUGAAAACCCACUUUCUAAAUGCAGCCACAUUCUUAUUAUUUAUAUUAUUCUUGUAGCAGGCACUGUGUGUCAUUGUGUGGCUUUACAUUUCCUAGAUUUGCUUAUAAUGCGGGGCUAAUUUAAUGACAUAAGUGUUAUUGCCUUACACGGUUUCAUGUACCUUCUGCAUUAUUACUUUUCAGUGGUAUGACAAUAAAUGAAAUGAUGAUUUUUAACAAGAAAGAGAGAGUAAAUGUGCUAUUUAAUGAAUAUGACAUUUUAACAAUGAAACAGUGACAUUAUGGUACAGCAGGUAGAAUGAUUUUUGGUCUUUCUUUGUUAACUGUAAAAGAGGCAUUGAUAAUGGAUGUUUGACCAUUUCUCUGUGAAACUGUUAUAAAAUGCAUUAUACUGGGGUUGCAAUUACUGAUAAUGACAGAUGCAUUAGGGAGUUAAAUAACAUAACACCCCCUGAAACAUGCUAAUAUGAAGAAAAAGCGACAAAAUGAAAAAAUGCAUAUUAAGUAAAGAUCCAUCAAUUUUCCUAGCAAUUUGUUGAAUAUAUAAAAAAAAUAUAACAAAAAAUGUAAACAGAAACUAUAAUGUCUAAAAUUGUGGCUGUAAAAUAAUUUUCAAAUUACAUAUAUUCUAAUAUUAUAUACUUUCACAUAUUGUGUAACUACAGUUGCAUUAUGGUUGAAAUGCUCUCUUCUUCUUCUCCACAUUUUAUUUUUCACAGACCUUUUUGCUGAUGUUUGUCCACCAUGUGUUUUUUGUCUUUGGAGUUUUUAUAUUUUCACUUUGGGUGAUAUCUACAAUUAUAACUUCUUAAGAUGAAUCACACAGCUCAGAAUAAGCCUGACCUAGUACAAGUCAUUUUAGCACUUAAGAGCAUAUAAUAUAGAUUAUUUUAGAGUCAAACUAAUCAUACGUAGUGUGCUGUUUAAAUUAUUUGGUAUUGCCAGUGUGUUAAUACUCUGAAGGAAUAACAUGAACAUUUCUCGGAGCUAGGCAUGUUGUCCCUAUUCUUCACUUAUUCUUGCAUUUAUUUCCACCACACUUUGGAAUGUUGAUCAGUAUGGGUAACUGAUGGGACUUGAAUGGAGAAAGGAAGCUGUAUUCUUUAUUAUGGGAAGUCUUCUGUUAAAUCAACUUAAAUCAGAGGUGCUUAAAUAUGAAAUGUGUGUAGUGCCGCAUUCAAAUACAAACUAGUAAAAUAACGGUUUAUGCUGACUUCAUCUUUUUGCAACAUUUGCACAUAUUCCUCUUUACAAAACAAAUAUCUUUAUGAAAAUAAAUACAUAAAAUAAAUAUCAAGAUUGUCUAUUGAAAGCUAUAAUGUGUAUAUAUUUUUUUUAAAUCAGACACUUUGUUCAUCCUCAGCUACUGAUUUUAAACCCUGAGAAACUCGGUAGUUGCUUUUGUCAGGAACAAAGUCUAAGCAACUAGAAUGCAAGGCCACAUACUGCAAUAAUAAGGGUUUCUUCUCUUUUGUAGCUAAGCCUGCCAGUUGUUUCCUCUUACCCUGGGGCUAGAGACAAACAAUUACCUGUGGGCAAGCCUAAUAUUCAUGUUCGCACACAUGAAUUCACCAUUGAAAACAUUACAAGCUCCUUUCACAUUCUUGUGAGUUUUGUGAUCAGCUCCUUAGAUGUCUAAGAGGAGAUGCUGCCACGGAAGUUAAUCUCAGUCUAAAUGAGCGUGGUACUCCAUCUGCCACUUCAUCCCCUGAAUAUAGGGCACUAGUCAUAGUAUUGCCACAUAUUAUUUUUUGCAAAAAUAAUAAUCUGCUUUAUGUAUGUAUUAAUGCAGUAAUUACUUGUAGUUAUUAUAUUUUAAACAGUAAUAUUUUUUUAAACCCUGAUUCAUAUGUAUAUUUUAGCUUAUUUAUGAAUGUGUUAGAUUAAUGUUUAUACAUGCAUUUCCCUUUUUGUGUGAACUGUUUAGGCCAUAAACAAUUAAGCACAAUAAAUAAAUACAUUUGUG
Messenger RNA from Protopterus annectens (West African lungfish), 4573 nucleotides. RefSeq names its product C1q and TNF related 3 (gene C1QTNF3). The coding region runs from base 235 to 1167 and encodes 310 amino acids. Gene Ontology annotation, molecular function: protein binding. Lineage: Eukaryota; Metazoa; Chordata; Ceratodontiformes; Protopteridae. The transcript is spliced from 6 exons. The record is from RefSeq and is a predicted model, not a curated record.